AGAGCAUUGCUGUGUGAAUGACGGUGUCAAUGUUUUGGUAGCAUCCUGUAGCAUCAUGGCAGGGAUGGCAAUCGCACCGCUGAGACCCUGGGAGGAUUUUUUCCCUAGUGUUGACCGAUUCUCUAAACCUGAUGUAUCUGAUUUGAGCAAAUGGAAUAAUAGAGUGAUCAGUAAUCUGCUCUAUUAUCAGACGAAUUAUUUUGCUGCUGCCAUCGUCGUGUGUUUGAUUGUCGGUGUUCUGAACCCCUUGGGCAUGUUUCUUGGUGGCGCUGUUGUAGCUCUGGUCUUCAUGGGCUCUGUGUGGGCUGGAGAGAACCAGACUAUGAUCAAGAACUUUAAGAGGAAGAAUCCGACUCUGUUUGUGGUUGCUGUUAUGGGAAUCAGCUACUUCCUGCUAUCCUUGUGUGGAGGGGUGAUGGUUUUUCUCUUUGGUAUUACAUUUCCCAUGCUAUUGAUUCUCAUCCAUGCUUCUCUGAGACUUCGAACCAUGAAGAACAAGUUGGAGAACAAAAUUGAGGUUGUUGGCCUAAAGAAGACACCAAUGGGAGUCAUAAUGGAUCUCUUGGAUCAGCAAGAAGAAAAAGUCAACAAAAUCCAGGAUUUCUUGGAGAGUAAGCUAAAAGAUUGAGCAUCAAAGCCAUCAAUGUCUUUUUGUUUAUUAUUGUGAAUAUUCUCACAACAGAGAUCCCUUUUUAAUAUAAGUAUGUUAAAUCAUCCAUCUUUAUCCCUUGACCAUUCAUUUUAAUGUAUGAUAAAAAAAUCUGUUUAAUAGUGUUUUUAUUUCUUGCUAUGAUAAAAAAAUAAAUUUACAUUCAUUAA
Messenger RNA from Triplophysa rosa, 819 nucleotides. RefSeq names its product ADP-ribosylation factor-like 6 interacting protein 5b (gene arl6ip5b). The transcript has 3 exons. The coding region runs from base 56 to 628 and encodes 190 amino acids. The record is from RefSeq and is a predicted model, not a curated record. Gene Ontology annotation, cellular component: membrane. NCBI's taxonomy places the organism in Eukaryota, Metazoa, Chordata, Actinopteri, Cypriniformes, Nemacheilidae. Gene Ontology annotation, biological process: negative regulation of transport.